Clunio marinus is the source of this 404-nucleotide messenger RNA. NCBI's taxonomy places the organism in Eukaryota, Metazoa, Arthropoda, Insecta, Diptera, Chironomidae. The record is from the annotation of a GenBank genome assembly.
AUGGGAAAAGCAGAAAAUUUAUUUAUUGUUGGAAUGUUAUUAAUUUGUUUAAUCAGCGUGGUUUAUUGUAAUCUUGAAAAUGAUGCAAAUGUUCAAGAGUCGAGAACUUUUGGUCAUCAUUUCUUGAAACGAAUUAGUUUUGCAAUCAUUCCUGCAGCCUUUGUUGUUGGAAUGAUAACAACAUUGCUUGGAGCUUUAACUGUUGUUUCCAUCAAAAGUCUUGGAGUUGGUGUAAUUUUGUUGGUUCUAACCAUUGGCCAAAUGAUUGCAAGAGCUCUUCCAACUGCUGUGCCAUUGACAGCAGCAACAUAUCCACCAGCACAUUAUCCACUCGUUUAUUAAACUUGGUGAAGUAUCAAGUGGUUAGCGUGUAGUAAUUUAUUAAUUUAUUUAUAAUUCUUAAG